Molecule: messenger RNA, 678 nt
Organism: Clunio marinus
Lineage: Eukaryota; Metazoa; Arthropoda; Insecta; Diptera; Chironomidae
Source: the annotation of a GenBank genome assembly
AUGUUUUGCGUUCCAUUAGCAAUACGAGAUGUGUUGGUUGGUGGUGCGUUGUGUGCCAAGUUGCCCACGGCCACAUUCUGGGCUGCUUAUGUGCCAUGUGAAGCUCAAUACAAAGACGCUGUGCAGAUAACGCUCGAGCAAAUUGACAUAAUUGAGCGACUUACCGACCGAUACUCGCCUCAGAUGACAAAAUGCUCUUCAGUUUACGUUGAUGAUUCGCUUGUGGAAAUUCAAGUGCUGGUUACUCAAUUCAUGGCGAUAUUUUCAUCUUCAUUUUCAGAUAUCAAUCAAGCUCAUAAAAAUCGACAAAUUUGUUCCCUGAUUGGUGUUGAGGGCGGACACUCUUUGGGUGGUUCUUUGGGAGUAUUGCGGACAUUUUAUUCGCUUGGCGUUCGAUAUAUGACGCUCACAUCAACAUGUCACACUCCUUGGGCUGACUCAAGCAACGCUGAUGCACCGAAGUACGAUGUAAAACAUGGAGGAUUAACAGCUUAUGGGAAGGUGAGUUUCAUGUCGAUAGCAUUGAAGAACUUUAUGAAUAAUUUAUGCAAUUUGUGGCUUCAACCUAACAUCAACGUCAACAAGACGACGAUAGACAAACUUCUCUUUGUCACAGAGAAUUGCUGUCACAUUCUAAUCACAAUUCGCCUUCUGUUGAUGUUCAGGUUGUUAGGAUAA